Molecule: messenger RNA, 876 nt
Organism: Colletotrichum truncatum
Lineage: Eukaryota; Fungi; Ascomycota; Sordariomycetes; Glomerellales; Glomerellaceae
Product: FAD binding domain-containing protein
Molecular function (GO): lyase activity
Source: RefSeq, a predicted model, not a curated record
AUGGUUAUUACAACAGGUCGAAGUUUCUCCCGGAUGCCGUUGGGCUACGGUCCGUUCCCGGGCCCCCGACAAGACGCAAGAGGCCAACCCCUGAAGGGGUGGGACCAAGUUAACGUCAAGACUUGUACAAUUACCUUCAAAGCUCCGGUAGAUCAACUCGUCUCUCUGCUCCCGCGACCAUGCUUCCAUAUCGACGCCCACACCGUCAAGGAAGGUCUUGCUGAGGCUUCCGUUUCCUUCACGUCCCUGGGCAACCUCCCCUGGUUGGCUGGGAGAGGAUACAACCAUUCCGGCCUGUAUAUCCACAACGUCAUCUGCAAGGGGAAAACCGAGACGAUCCAGGGAAAAUACCUCAGCGUGCUUUUCGAGAACCUUCCCGACCCGAUUUUGAGCGGUCGAGAGGAGCUGGGGUACCCGAAGCUGUUCGCGACGCUGGACCAGGAGGACGAUGUUGAGGCUUCCGGAAAUUGGAGCCUGGCGAUGGGCUGGGAGGGCAACCGGUUCGGCGAGGUCAAGGUCUCCGGCCUGAAGCUGGAGGUGGCACCCCCCGAGCCAGCCGCGCGGGGCCACGACGUGCUCUGCUACAAGUACAUCCCGCGUACCGGUCGCCCGGGUGUCGCAGACGUCGAGUACGCCACCGUUUCCCCGGCUCCGUCGCCGGACGCUUUCAAGCUAGAGCGGAUGUUCAAGGGCAAGGACGCAAAAAUCCAGUUUGAGGCCCUCGGCUUCGAUGAGCUCCCAACGCUGCACCAUGUUGCCGCCCGUCUCGCUGAACUCGAUAUCGUCAGCAUCGAAGACGUCCGGGUUGUCGAAGGGAAGGGGGCUCCGGAUUACCAGAACCAGAGAGCGGUUGCUACCUGGGGAUACAUGGGAUGA